AUGCAUGAGACACACCCAAAGGUGCAAUUCUGGACAAGAAAGGACUAUGAAGACUGGUUGGACUCCCCAGAGGCUGGGGGGAGCAAUCAUGGUCUAUAUGCAUACCUUGAAGACAAAAACAGCAACAUUCUGACCUCAGAAAUGCUAACCAAGAUUCAAAGAGCUCUACAUGCAGGGUGGAUUGAACUUCCACAGCACAAAAUAGCACUGGAUACUUGGGGUAGGGCGAGCAUGACUGCCCUCCAAUUCAUACAGGUGCAUAUGGAGAAAGACUUCCCUCUGUUCAAGCUCAUGGAAAGUGGCUGGAAACUCAAGCAUCUGUGUACAAAGACAUACUCAGCCUGUAGAACAAAACAUCUUGACAAUAAUGGCAACUUGAAGAGGACUACACACAACACAAUCAAAGGAGAGGCUCUUGAUGAUGAUGAUGACCUUGAAGGCCUCAAUCCCAGCAGUAAGAAGUGCAAGGGACCUGUGGACACUUCAUUAACACUGUCCAACAAGAAACAAAAAUCCUUGCAGUCCUGGGACCCAUCAGAAUCACUGAAGCUUGCAGCACCAGACUCAUCAUCCACAUUGACAUCCCUCAGUUCAGGAGCUUGUGUAGAGUUGCCAAUACAAGAACCACCUGAAUAUCCUGUCGAGACUGCUUCAGCACAAUCGACCCCCCAGGAUGUGGGUGCAGACUUGGCCAACAAGGAAAACAAUCCAAGCAUUGAUAAUGCCAAUAUCCUGACCACUGCUGAGAGUCUUAUUGAGUUUACUUGCAAUGGCUGCAGGGAAGGCCCUUCCGACAGUGUGUUCACUGAUGCAUCCCAUGAUUGCAAAACUGGUGCAAGUGACUCAACAACCAAGGUGAAGAAGACUCUACAGCCAUUGGGCACAAAGAACAGAUGGAAUUUGUGUAUGCUACAGUGGUUGAAGAAAAUCAAUGCCAAUGGACAGAAGGAGGAUUUUUGCCUGUACUGGGAUAAGACUCUAAUGCUGGCCACACAUGAAAAUUACAACAAUGAAGCCAAAGAGCUUGUUGUGAAUAAUACCUGGACCAAGUCCAUCAUCAAGCAAGGUAUUCUGCAUACCUAG
This is a messenger RNA of Pisolithus orientalis, 1083 nucleotides long. RefSeq lists its product as uncharacterized. The transcript is spliced from 8 exons. Lineage: Eukaryota; Fungi; Basidiomycota; Agaricomycetes; Boletales; Pisolithaceae. Bases 1 to 1083 code for a protein of 360 amino acids. The record is from RefSeq and is a predicted model, not a curated record.